Opisthorchis viverrini is the source of this 1236-nucleotide messenger RNA. RefSeq lists its product as hypothetical. The transcript is spliced from 9 exons. The record is from RefSeq and is a predicted model, not a curated record. The annotation marks the transcript as partial. NCBI's taxonomy places the organism in Eukaryota, Metazoa, Platyhelminthes, Trematoda, Opisthorchiida, Opisthorchiidae.
CUGACUUUUCUCACGGACUCGAGAGGGAAUGCGCGCAGUUCAACGUUUUAAUACACCCACUGAAAACGGGUCGUCGAGAUCCUAUGCGCCCCUUCCUUGUUUACGCUGGUCAGCAGGAUCUGGUCAAUGUAACGACAACUUAUGUUCUGAGAAUUGUGUCGGAUGGAAAUGAGGCACAUUUGGAAGGAUACAUUUCAGUGGAGGAACGUCUGAUAAAUUUGACAAGUCCACUCUACUUUCUGUGUGCCAUCUCAAAUGGUACCUUAGAUUUCGCUUUUACGAACCCCAUGUGGAAGUCCGGACUCCGAGAAUGUGGGACCUCAGACACCAAAACUUUCCUCACGUUGAUUGGUGAAUUAAAACCGCAAUCUCCCGGCGCCUGCAGCGGCAUAAACAUGACGUGCUACGACGGUGAAGGCGAAACUGGAAAGGUGAUAUUUACAGGAGAGGUAACUGGGAAAUUUAAGUGCGAAUCCUCUGGAGCUGCGAUGACUGUUGUUGGAACGGGAGGGCAUCCUCAAUGCCUAUAUACGUAUAGCAUUCCAUGGACAAGACAGACGUCCAAAGCUCCAUAUAACGCUGGAUCCACACUCUGCGGCACAACCUGUUUGGGCACUGAGUCUCUUAUAAAAAUUUGGCCUUGCUGGAGGGUCGGUCACAGAUUCCUCCUGGUCGUACCCACAACUCAACUCUGUCCAUCAUCAGAUCUCAUGAAAAACGAGUGUUCAUGUAGACCGAUUACAAAGUCAUGCUUUACAACUUGCACUCUCUCAGUGGGCUUCCUGCAAUUUAAGAGAAAACACUGUAUGUUGUGGGGAGUUUUGCAUGGCUUGGAAGUCACACGAGCUCUGACAGAAGCAUGCCUGGUGGAGUCAGUCAGAGGAGCAGAAAGCAGUCCACCGGAAAUCUACAUCGCAGUUAAAACAACUUGGGACUCAAGACGCCACGUCGAGUAUGUAGCGAGCAAUUUCAGAGUCGACAAACCAAUAAAGACGGGCACCAUAAGUCAAUCAGGAUGUGUAAUUGAGUUGGUAUCGGUCACGCUGCUGACCACUUCGGUGGAAAUGCACGUUAAUUCUCACAUAUAUUCAUCCUGUUCCAAGAGGCCACCACCUGCGGGUAGAAAAAUAAGUAGAAAAUCUGUUUCGACGAAUGCCAGUGAAAGGUUACUUUAUACCAAGUUCGAUUGCGAGAACGUAUCCCAGAACGAAUCCAUGGUAGGCGUGGUCGACAUCA